AUGCCAUCUCUACCAUUGCUUGCACAAGCUACGGUGGCCAAGCACAACACUCCUAAGGACUGUUGGGUUACGCUUUUCAACCGUAAGGUUUACGAUGUCACAAGUUUCCUCGACGAGCAUCCUGGUGGCGCAGAUUUAAUCUACCCUUACGCUGGUAAGGAUGUCACCGAGAUUAUGGCCGAUCGCCUGUCCCAUGACCAUUCAGAGAGUGCCUACGAAAUGUUGGAUGAAGACAUGUUGGUCGGCUACCUUGCUACCCCUGAAGAGGAAAAGGAGCUUCUUAACAACAAAAAUAAUGUCGAUGUUGAGGUUAAGUUAACUGGCGAGGAAUCUUUCAACAUGUACGAGUUCCAUGACAAGUUACCCGCCGAACAUCUUCUUUCCGUGCAAACGGAUUACGACGAUGAUGUUAAGAAGCACAAAUUUUUGGAUUUGAACAGACCGUUACUUAUGCAAGUUUUGACGGGUGGUUUCACCAAGGAAUUUUACUUGGAACAAGUACAUCGUCCCCGCCACUAUGGUAAGGGUUCUGCUCCUUUGUUUGGAAACUUUUUGGAACCGAUCUCGUUGACGCCGUGGUGGGUUGUUCCGCUCGUGUGGCUUCCUCCCAAUUUGUUUCUUUUCUAUCUCGGAAUGAAAGAAAACCACUGGCUCGUGGCUUUGUCGUUCUGGGUCUUGGGCUUGUUUGUGUGGACUUUCGUGGAGUAUUGUUUGCACCGGUUUCUUUUCCACUUGGACCAAUAUUUGCCGGACCACCCUAUCUUUUUGACUUUGCAUUUCUUGUUGCACGGGAUCCACCAUUACCUUCCUAUGGAUGGUUAUCGUUUGGUGUUGCCUCCAACUUUGUUUGUCGUGUUGGCGUACCCGUUCUACCGCCUCAUCUUUGGGAUUUUCCCAUACUCGUGGGCCUUGUCUGGGUUCGCAGGUGGCACUUUGGGCUACAUUAUGUAUGAUGUCACCCACUAUGUUCUUCACCACGCAAAGUUACCUGGUUACUUACAAGAUGUGAAGACAUAUCAUUUGGAGCACCACUACAAAAAUUAUGAGAUGGGGUUUGGUGUCACUUCGAGGUUUUGGGACGUUAUUUUUGGGACGGAAAUCACCGGUACAUACGAUAAGAAUCAGUAA
Molecule: messenger RNA, 1128 nt
Organism: Diutina rugosa
Lineage: Eukaryota; Fungi; Ascomycota; Pichiomycetes; Serinales; Debaryomycetaceae
Gene: SCS7
Product: fatty acid alpha-hydroxylase
Exons: 1
Coding region: 1-1128 (375 amino acids)
Biological process (GO): fatty acid metabolic process; lipid biosynthetic process
Cellular component (GO): membrane; endoplasmic reticulum
Molecular function (GO): fatty acid 2-hydroxylase activity; heme binding; iron ion binding
Source: RefSeq, a predicted model, not a curated record